AUGUUCGAGACGUUCAUCAGAGCAAAUGGGAACAAGGACCAGUUUAUCCGCCGCUUCACCCUCAAGAAAGUUUCCGAGAAAACCUCAGAGCUGGAUGAGGAGGGUGGGUAUUACACCCCCGACGAAAUGAAGAAGAAUUUGAACUACUCCCAGACCGACCUCGUCGACAAGAGCAUCAAGUACUAUUGGUGCCGCACACGUGUCAAAGGUCUCAAGCGCUUGAGGCAGACACAAGCAAUGGAGGAGACAAUGGAGGCUGAAGGCACAGGCGCCAUGGACAUUAGUGGCAUGGAUGUGAAUGGUGUCACUGCUCGAAACAUGGGCCUCCAAACUGCCGCUGACAUUGAAUCUGCCAAAACCGAGGCGGAGAAGCUGGAGAUCCAGCAGAAGGAGCUUCUGUCGGUUCAGGAAAAGUGCAGUGCCCUCAUGGACAAGCUGGCUCUCAUCAAUAAUCCUGAGAAGAAGGAACGUGCCACAGCGUCUCGAGGUAAGCUGGAUCUCAUGGCCAAGUCCGCUGAAAAGAUUUACGAGAGAAUGGCUGAUGCCACGGCCAAGCUACACACGGACCUUGGAGUGAAGAGCACCAACUACAGGUGCUCCAUGUGGACGGGCCUGGAGCGCACGUGCCGGCCACUGCCUCAGCGCAAGCAGCCGCUCCUUCGCAAGCCACCCAAGAAGAAGGAGGAGGAGGAAGACAAGUCCGCGGGAAGCGAAGGAGACAUCCAAGUUCAUGGCUGCUACAAGCAGCUCGAGAUGUUCAAACCUUCGGUCCGUCAUCUACCACGACUGCAGCAGCUUUUGCUGGAUGGCCUCGGCAAUGAUGAUCGUGUGAAGCUCUGCUUGCCACCACCUUUGCUGAACGCAGGCAAAGCUCUGCUUUCCAUUCGGGAACGGGUUGCUAGUAUCCUUCGUUUGGGGCCCACUGUGUAUAAGAUCGGCCUCACUGGUGAUCCUUUGUUCCGCUUUUACAAAGUGCCCUCGAAGACAAACUCAUCAGCGGGCUAUCGUUAUGAUAUAGACCAGUAUGCAGAAAUGCAAGUACUGUUUGCAGGGGCCACGUGGGAUGAAGCUGCCUUAAUGGAGGCUGUCCUAAUUUCCGAGUUUCAGGGCCGACCUGGCAAUCGCAACAUCAAUCCUGGGGGUGAGGGGCGGCAAGUCUAUGACCCGCCAUACUUCACAUACAUUGUGUUCAAGUCGGCCCUGGUUGCACCGAAGCGACAGCGCAUAUAUGCUCAGGGGGGAAAGAAAGUGCCGUGCUCCAAGAUGGUGGGACUGGCGAAGGCAAUGAAGGCCGAUGGCCUUGCGACCUCGGCCGGUGGCUUCAUUCAUGAGAUGUCAAAGAUUUCGGAGAAAAAUGCUGAAGGACAAGCGCACAAGCUUCUGAACAAGCACAAGCUCAGUCUGCCGAUUCCACUCCGGGGAAUUCAUGGGGAUCCAGCAAUCGCAGGUUUUCCGAGAUUGAAGCCUUCAGAUAUCUUCCAAUUCAUGGCUGAUUCCGGUCAUCUCAACAAGCUGCUGGGUGGAAGGAGUCUACAGAACAGCCAUCUGCUUCUAUUGUCCUUUUGGGAAAACUACAGAGCCAUACAUCCGGACUUCGAGCUUUUCUCUUCACACCACAGCGACAUUCCUUUAGAAGAAUGCAUACCGAUCGUGGCACACAUCGAUGGAGGGAGAGGCUAUAAGAAGAGUGAGUUUAUGAUCUUUAAUUGGGGGGCAGUCAUAGGCUCAGGUUCCGGGAAAAAGAACAAGAAGGACCCUGCUGUUCGAGCUUUCGGGGUUUCUGGAUACAAGAUGCAGUUGCCUUUGCUGGGCCAUUCCUAUACUACACAUUUUCUUUAUGCUGCGAUGCCAUCUUCCUGGCAUAAAAACAGCGAAACUUCUUUUCAGGCAUUGCUUCGCACUUUCGCCGAAGACCUCAGGGAAUGUUUCGAUGACGGCAUUUCAUGGAAAGGCCGGGUUCUACGCCUGGUUUGUAUAGGAUUGAAGGGCGAUUUGAAGCUGCAGGCACGUGCCGGUCGCCUAGUCAGAUGGUUCACUACAGCGCGCAAAGCUCCAUAUUCUGAGACAGCCAAGGGUUCUGGCCAGUGCUGCUGGUUGUGUUCUGCUGGGGAUGUCAGUGCCCCUUUCGAAGAGAUUCAGAGUGAAAGCCCUGCUUGGCUUCAGCAGAUGCCUACAUUUACAGAGCCUCCGUGGCAGCCUGGGCUUGAAGGGGGCAUGCUCAGACCCUCAUUGUCCUACAUGGACCGACCUGCCAAAUUUUAUUUGGCUGAUUUGUUUCAUGUCUAUUUGGCUGGAGUUGGGCAAGAUUUCUGCUCGUCAUGCCUGGUCUACAUGCUGUCGAACCUUUUUGCGGGUCCUCCAGGCAAUAACUCCGUUGAUGCACAAAUCGAGAACUUGAACGCCGUUUUCCGAAAUUGGCGAGUCGCAAAGAAGGAGGCGGUGCAUCUGACUGCUUUCACGAGGGACAAGUUGCAGUUCUUCGAUGCUACUUCGGCAUUCCCAUCUGGCAGUUGGUCCAAGGCUGCUGAUACGGCACGGAUUACAAAGUUCAUCCUGUACAUGUGUGAGACACACCGUGACACUUGCAAGGAUGACAAAAUCAUGCUGUAUAUUUACCGUGCUGCUUCUGCGAUCAGCCGCUUCAUGCAGGCUCUCUAUGCUUGCGACUUGUGGAUGGAUUCCGAGCUGCAUGAGCCUCCUGAAGUGGCUCCAAUUGUGGCUGAUGGUUUCCGCUUCUUGAGAUGUUAUUCCAAACUUGCGACAUUAGCAUUGGCACAAGGCAAGCCGCUCUGGCCUUAUCGACCAAAGAUCCACGUUUUGCAUCACUUUAUCAUCGACAUGAAGCAAGCAUGUGACAUGGGCACGCCGGCCCUGAACCCACUAUCGGUAUCCUGUUCACAAGCCGAAGAUUUUAUUGGACGCACGGCACUUCUUAGCAGAAGGGUCGCUGCUAAUACUGCUCAGGGCCGGGUUUUGCAAAGAUGGCUUGCUGGAGCCAUGCAGCAGUGGGUUCGUGCCUGA
Messenger RNA from Symbiodinium sp. CCMP2592, 3021 nucleotides. Lineage: Eukaryota; Dinophyceae; Suessiales; Symbiodiniaceae. The record is from the annotation of a GenBank genome assembly.